CCGGAGCCAUUCAACUUUAUAUUCAACUUAUAUUAAUGAAUUGAACUUCGGACACUUUUGUGAAGUUAAGCUAGCGCCACAAGUGCGUCCUUACAGGGUUGAUAACACCAGACCUCAUUCAAAUAACGUUCAAGAAUAGAUUUAACUUACUUAUCCUCUAGCUUUAAAAUAACUCAACCCAUAAUAUAAUGUACAAUAGUAAUGUAUGUGAGCUAAUAGUGAAUUCGGCCGAUAGCAGAAACAUUUAAACACGAGUUAAAACCAUUUAAGUCUUAUUCUAGCACAGCAUGUUGGCUAAAACAACAGCUCCGCCCCGGACUCCUGCCUUGACGAGCAUCUGCGUAACAUCUCAACAAUUUGCACAUUUAUGAAAGGAAGUAGCCCACAUGGGCGUCAAACAUAUGCCGAAUUAAUCCUGACAGCCUCUUUAUUCAUAUAUGUCGUAGAUGUUUUGCCCUUCGCUGUGUGUUGUCUCCAGUGUGACGUUUAAUGUCAGUGUCCACAUCGGUAAAUGAGGUUUGUCAUUGUACGCAGUGAGGUUAAGCCAAUCCCGUUAACUGAUUAAACGUCACUAAACUAGUUGACUGAAGUUCCUACAAACACAUUAAUAACAUUUUCUUCAUUCCUCUUGUUUGAACUCAUCAACAUGUUUUUAACUUCUACAUUAUAUCACAUGACUUUAAAAACCUGUUGAUCCAAAACUCUGAGAAACCAGCCUGAGGGAAGGAGCUGCUCAAAGCCUCUUCAGUUAGUUUCAAAGCUUUAGAUUUCAUCAAUAAUAAUAAAUAAUACAGAAACUCAGACACGUAGAAUUUAAAAGAAAGAUACACUAAAGAUUAAAAGUCAACAUUAAACAAGGUCGGUGCAGUCGCUGAUGUGUUGGAAUACUGAGUUUUAAUAGAAACAUGAUUGAGAAGGGUUCUAAUUGGCAGGAGGGUAGAGGAUGUGUUUAAAACAUGGACGUUGUGAUCGACAUGUUGAAACUCCAACUAGACGACUCUUUAUAAUAUUUACUUAAUAACUCAGGGCAUAGAAAAGGAUCAGAUGUGACGUGCAGAUAAAGGAUGUGAAAGGUGCACUUAAUCCUUAAAAAUGUCUGUGCUGGAUCAAAUGUGCUGGUAGGAGCUUGUGAGAGUUGAACAAACAGUUUGAAGGGAAGUUCACAUUAAAAGAUUCUAAUUCGAGUGGAAUGUAAAAUUAUGUUAAUUGGUUAUUAAGUGAUGAUGUGUUUGGGACUUUCCGAGUUCCUGUUCCGAUUUGAGAUAGUGUUCAUUUUAAUUUCAUGUCAAUCAUUACACAUGGACGUUUGAACAAACAUCAGUUUGAUGAGAACUACUUUAAGUGACAGAAACCAUCUUUGAAAAAACAUUUAUUUAACGUCUACUCUGAUUUUCUUUUAGUUUGGUGCCUGUCCUGUUUGCUAACAUGGAGGAGGUGGGGUUUAUUCUGCAGCCAGCCACCAGGGGGUGAUCAAGAUGAUUUGCCUUCACUGUGUACAUGGCGUUUCAGGCCAUGCUGAUUGUUCUGGUUGGUUCUACACCCGAGUACCACAUCGAGCAGCAGGACGACGCCGCGGCCGGACACCAGGAGCUGCACCAACAAGUCACCUUCACUGAGGACAUCGACUCCAUCGUGACCGAGUGGUUUCUGGUCAAGCAGCAGGCCUAUAAGGUCAGUCUCGCUGGAUCGCUGUUCUUCGCCGGCCUUUUGGUGGGAAACAUCGUCUUUGGGCCGCUCUCCGACAAGAUCGGGAGGAGACCGGUCUACUUGACAGGUCUGUUUUUUGAGGUGGUCUUUGGCUACAUGACGGCGUCAGCCCCCAACUACGAGGUCUUCGCCUUGUCCCGUCUUCUGGUGGGACUGAUGAACGGCGGCAUCGGCCUGGUCAGCUUCGUCCUCACUCAGGAGUACGUGGGCAAGUCCUACUGGGCCAUGACAGGGACAUUGACCAGUAUGACUUUUGCGAUCGGUAUUGCUCUAUUCGGAGCUCUGGGAUACUUCAUCCGGCCGUGGAGGAGUCUCGCCACGGCAGCCAACUCGCUUGGCGUCCUGUUCUUCCUUUUGUCCGUAACUCUUCCAGAGUCUCCUCGUUGGCUGUUUUGUCAGGGUCAGACAGAGCGAGCUGAAGAGGUUCUGCGCUACAUGGCGCUGAGAAACGGUAACUCUGCCAACCACCUGGUGCUGAAGCGAGUCGGCACCGCUAAAGCUGCUAACCAUGGCAAGACGGGCACGGGUGUCUUGCAACUGGUCCUCCAUCCGGUCCUGCGAAUGAGGACCAUGGUGCUCAUGUAUGUCUGGUAUGCGUGCAGUCUGGUGUACUAUGGUCUGACUCUUGGGGCCAGUCAAACCUCUGGUAACCGUUACGUUAAUGUGGCCAUGUACGGUUUGGUGGAGCUGCCUGCAUACCCGCUCUGUAUAUACUUCAUCAACAAACACUGGGCUGGGAGGAGAAAAAGCAUGGCUGGUUUCCUGUGUCUGGCCGGUACCGCCUGCCUCUGCACCACGUUCAUCCCUGAAAACACAGGGACGUUGCUGAGCGUCACGUCGUUGGCACUUCUGGGGAAACUGAUGGUCAGCGCUGCGUUCAACAUCGCCUACAUCUACACGUCGGAGCUCUACCCAACAGUUAUCAGGAACGCUGGUUUGGGGGUGUGUUCAAUGUCGUGCAGAGUUGGAGGAAUUCUAGCACCUUUUGUUCCGUCCAUGCGGGCCAUCCACACUUCCAUGCCCUUCACUCUGUUCUGUCUCAGCGGCCUCUCUGCAGGCUACCUCGGCCUCUUGCUUCCUGAGACCCUCAACGGACCCGUAGCCGAAACUCUGGAGGAGCUCGACAGCAUGACACGCAGCCGAGUGCUGGAGAGCAAGGCUCUUUUGUACGAGGACAACAAAUGGAAAUCAAACCACAAAUGAAGGUUUCGGUCUUCAUCGCAGCUGCAGCUCAGAGCAGCGAGACAGGACUGUCCACGCCUAAUUCCUUAUGGAACUGUUUGCCUUUAAACCUUUGAAGGGCCCCUUCAUUAACUCGAAGGACAUUUCAAACAGGGUGGUGCCACGGACACUCUGAGAUUCCCCCUGUUUAUUUAUCUAUAGGCCAGUAGAAACUCUGCCUUGAUUCAAUAUCCUUGAAUGACCUUGUGUUGUUGGUGCCUUUAUUUGGUGAUAGUUGAUCCGACAGGAUGGAUAUGUGACGCUUGUUAAGCUUCAGGAGAAGCUGCUUAAAAAAAGAGUGAGUGAAAAAUACUGGAUUAUUAAAAGCAAACGAGAUGAAAAACACAUCACACACUCGCUGAGUUUAAUCACAUUCCUCAAAAGACACUUCAUUUCCAGUUUGUGCACGUGUGUGCGCAUGUGUGCAUGGUGGCGUGGGGGUCAUCAGGAUUUAAUGUUGGGGAGAUGCAGCUUUACAGCAUCAGAACAGACUGAGGUCAGAUUAUGCAUUUUUUAAGUCAGAGUUUUAUGAGACUGAAACUAUAUCUCUUUAUGAUCUGAUGUGUACAGGAUGUUUCUGCCUCUCGCCCAGUGUUAGCUGGGAUUGACCAUAGCCAAAAAGAGUGAUGGACUGCCCCCCCUCCCCUCCACCACAAAGUGAUAUAAUUUAAGAUUUAAUGUCUUUGCCUUCUGUGCCUUUUCUUGUGUCAUCUUUAUUACCGAUGAAUCUACACUUUGCACCUCAAUUGUUUGAAAGAGAAAAAUAUGAUUCCUUGUUUAUAUUCAUGUAAUUAAAGAAUUAAGAAAACAAA
Messenger RNA from Pleuronectes platessa (European plaice), 3740 nucleotides. It is a transcript of the gene slc22a15, whose product is annotated as solute carrier family 22 member 15. Gene Ontology annotation, molecular function: transmembrane transporter activity. The record is from RefSeq and is a predicted model, not a curated record. Gene Ontology annotation, biological process: transmembrane transport. NCBI's taxonomy places the organism in Eukaryota, Metazoa, Chordata, Actinopteri, Pleuronectiformes, Pleuronectidae. The coding region runs from base 1498 to 2910 and encodes 470 amino acids. The transcript has 13 exons. Gene Ontology annotation, cellular component: membrane.